AUGACGUCGGAGCCUGUCGACCACGGGGUGUCUCGGGCGUGCGGCCGGGACGAGCGCCCAAGGAAGGGGGAACGGGACGAGGUCCGGCGUGGCCGAAAGCAUGUGUUGACGGAUGGCUUCGUCAAAGUCAUCUCUUCUGCCGCCUGGAGGCAGUGGACGUGUCCAUCCCGGCGGGGGAUUCACGAGGCGGCGGGGGCGGGUGGCCAAACCGGUCACGACCUAAUAGUCUCGGCCGGCUCGGUCCAUGCCGAGGUCGUUGAACCCGUCACGUCUGAACCCCGACCUGGAGUAGCCGUCGGCAUUGUAGCCGUCGUGCCCGAACCCAACAGCUGGGUUUCCUUGGGCGCUCGUCCCGGCCGCACGCCCGAGACACCCCGUGGUCGACAGGCUUCGACGUCAUCAGUCCCCGAUGGACGUGCUCCAAUAUCCUCAAGUCUCCGAGGGCCCUUCGACACCAGGGGCCACUGGGAGCAGCUCGGCUGGGCAUCGAGCAAAGACGAGCCCCUUCGCAUGGAAAAAUCGGCGAGGCCGACUGUCGGCCCCAUGCGUGUGUCGACGGAUGGCUUCGUCAAAGUCAUCUCUUCUGCCGCCUGGAGGCAGUGGAUGUGUCCAUCCCGGCGGGGGAUCACGAGGCGGCGGGGGCGGUUGGCCAAACCGGUCACCACCAUAAUAAGUCUCGACCGGCUCGGUCCAUGCCGAGGUCGUUGA
This is a messenger RNA of Ectocarpus siliculosus, 708 nucleotides long. The record is from the annotation of a GenBank genome assembly. NCBI's taxonomy places the organism in Eukaryota, Phaeophyceae, Ectocarpales, Ectocarpaceae.